Lodderomyces pseudojiufengensis is the source of this 417-nucleotide messenger RNA. RefSeq names its product Soh1p (gene SOH1). Gene Ontology annotation, cellular component: core mediator complex; mediator complex. The transcript has a single exon. Gene Ontology annotation, biological process: regulation of transcription by RNA polymerase II. Bases 1 to 417 code for a protein of 138 amino acids. NCBI's taxonomy places the organism in Eukaryota, Fungi, Ascomycota, Pichiomycetes, Serinales, Debaryomycetaceae. The record is from RefSeq and is a predicted model, not a curated record. Gene Ontology annotation, molecular function: transcription coregulator activity.
AUGUCAGAGAUAGACCAACCAGCACUUACACUACAGACAAAUGAAAACAAUGCACAACAAGAAAAAGAAUAUACAGAAUUAAUCAAUUCACUACCGUCAAGAUGGGAAAUUGAAUUAGAAUUUGUUCAAUCAUUAAGUAAUCUUCCAUAUGUAAGUUAUUUAGCUCAAAAUAAUUAUUUAAAAGAUGAAAAUUUUAUAAAUUAUUUAAAAUAUUUACAAUAUUGGAAUAAUCCAAAUUAUUCAAGGUUUUUAGUUUAUCCAAAUUGUUUACAUAUUUUAAAUUUAUUACAACUGGAAGAAUUUAGAAUUAAUAUAGUUAAUCCUGAUGUUAUGAAUGUAUUAAUGAAUGAUAUGGUUAAAAGAUGGCAAAAUGAUGAUAAAAAUGGAGUUGAAUUGGCAGAAGAUGGGAAAGACUAG